This is a messenger RNA of Sorex fumeus (smoky shrew), 5330 nucleotides long. It is a transcript of the gene TIAM1, whose product is annotated as TIAM Rac1 associated GEF 1. Gene Ontology annotation, molecular function: protein binding; guanyl-nucleotide exchange factor activity. Lineage: Eukaryota; Metazoa; Chordata; Mammalia; Eulipotyphla; Soricidae. The record is from RefSeq and is a predicted model, not a curated record. Gene Ontology annotation, cellular component: plasma membrane; synapse; cytosol. Gene Ontology annotation, biological process: positive regulation of axonogenesis; small GTPase-mediated signal transduction; activation of GTPase activity. The transcript is spliced from 28 exons. The coding region runs from base 446 to 5281 and encodes 1611 amino acids.
CGGGCGGGGAGGAGCGGGCCCGGCCCCUCCAGCACACCCAGAUGACCAGCCUCAUCCCUGCGGGGAAACUUGGGCAGUUACGCCCACUCGCUGGGCCGGGAGCCGGCGCUGGCGGCCGCUUCCUCCUCCGCGGCGAGUUCCGAGCGAUGCGACGGCGGCCGGGAGCGGCGCGCGGGAGCCGGGCCCCUACUCAUGACGCUGCGAGUGGAUCUCAACUGACCCCGGCCCAGUGAUUAAGAGGUUUAAGAGCCAAGGACGAUGCCAGGUCUGGGGCACGUUCUUCCCGCGUCAGAGGAGUCCCCGAUGUCCACCUCCAGGCCCAGGUGCUGAUUGACGUCCAGCCCCUUUGCCCCGUGGCCAUUUCCACUCUCGGGACCUAAAUGCCCCACGGCUCUCAGGACCGGCUGGGCUGGGGACCACUGUUGCCUCUGCAGACCCUCACACCAUGGGAAACGCCGAAAGCCAGAAUGUAGAGCACGAGUUUUACGGUGAGAAGCACGCCAGCCUGGGGCGCAAGCACACCUCCCGCUCCCUGCGGCUGUCACACAAGGCACGGCGCAGCCGGCACGCCAGCUCGGGGAAGGCCAUCCACCGGCACUCGGAGGUCAGCACCCGCUCGAGCAGCACGCCCAGCAUCCCCCAGUCACUGGCCGAGAAUGGCCUGGAGCCCUUCUCGCCGGAGGGGCCCCUGGAGGACUUCGAGGGCCCCAUCUGGGUGGACCGGGUGGGGCUGGGCUUGAGACCCGUGUCCUACACGGACUCCUCCAUCGCCCCCCACGUGGACGGCAGCCUGGUGCUCACGGCCGCCUCCGUGCAGAGCAUGCCGGAGCCCGAGCAGAGCCGGGGGCUGUACGGCGGCGGGGGUGGGCGCUGCCUGGCAGCGGGAGGCAGGCAGCCGCGGCCCUACGCCACCUCCUCCUCCUCGGGCGGGCCCGUGUUCAUGGAGACGGCCAGCUUCAAGAAGAAGCGCUCCAAGUCGGCUGACAUCUGGCGGGAAGACAGCCUCGAGUUCUCCCUCUCGGAUCUGAGCCAAGAGCACUUCACCAGCAACGAGGAGAUCCUGGGCUCGGCCGAGGAGAAAGACGGCGAGGAGCCGGGGGGCAUGGGCACCCAGGCCAGCCCGCGCCCACGGGGCUCUUGCCAGCGCGCCAACUCCCUGGGCAACCUGUACCCACCGCAGAAGACCACAGCGGUGUCCGCGGCGGUGACAGCGGCAGGCGCGGCCAACGGGGGCCCCGGCGGCAAAUUUGCGGGCUAUGGCCGGAACCUGGUGUCGGAUAUUCCCGAUCUGGCGAGCCACAAGGUGCCAGCUGCCGCCACCGACGAGGGGCUUCCCUACAGCAACUACAACACGCUGCCCUGCCGGAAAUCUCACUGUCUCUCCGAGGGGGCCACCAACCCCCAGAUCAGCCACAGCAACAGCAUGCAAGGCAGGAGGGCCAAGACCACACAGGAUGUCAACGCGGGCGAGGGCAGCGAGUUCGCCGACAGCGGCAUCGAGGGCGCCGCCACCGACACGGACCUGCUGUCACGGCGCUCCAAUGCCACGACCGCGAGCUACUCGCCGCCCGCUGGGCGCGCCUUCGUGGGCAGUGACAGCGGCAGCAGCUCAGCUGGUGGCGACGCGGCCCGCCAGGGCGUGUACGAGAACUUCAGGCGGGAGCUGGAGCUGAGCACGACGCACAGUGAGAGCCUGGAGGACGCGGGCUCGGCACACAGUGAUGAGCAGAGCAGUGGCACGCUCAGCUCGCCUGGCCAGUCGGACCUCUUGCUCUCGGCCGCACAGGGCACCGUGCGCAAGGCGGGCGCGCUCGCCGUCAAGAACUUCCUCGUGCACAAGAAGAGCAAGAAGGUCGAGUCGGCCACGCGCCGCAAGUGGAAGCACUACUGGGUGUCCCUGAAAGGAUGCACGCUCUUCUUCUACGAAGGCGAUGGCCGGUCUGGGAUCGACCACAACAGCAUCCCCAAACACGCCGUCUGGGUGGAGAACAGCAUCGUGCAGGCCGUGCCUGAGCACCCCAAGAAGGAUUUCGUCUUCUGCCUCAGCAAUUCCCUGGGCGAUGCCUUCCUCUUCCAGACGACCAGCCAGACGGAGCUGGAAAACUGGAUCACCGCCGUGCACUCAGCCUGCGCUGCCGCCGUGGCCAGACACCACCACAAGGAAGACACCCUUCGCCUCCUGCGGUCAGAGAUCAAGAAACUGGAGCAGAAGAUCGACAUGGAUGAGAAGAUGAAGAAGAUGGGCGAAAUGCAGCUGUCUUCCGUCACUGAUUCCAAGAAGAAGAAAACGAUAUUAGACCAGGUCUUCGUCUGGGAGCAGAACCUCGAACAGUUCCAAAUGGACCUCUUCCGUUACCGCUGCUAUUUAGCUAGCCUUCAGGGUGGGGAGCUGCCGAACCCCAAAAGGCUACUUGCCUUCGCCAGCCGGCCAACGAAGGUGGCCAUGGGCCGCCUGGGCAUCUUCUCUGUCUCGUCUUUCCAUGCCCUGGUGGCAGCACGCACAGGAGAGACCGGAGUGAGGCGGCGAACUCAGGCCAUGUCCCGGUCUGCCAGCAAGCGGAGGAGCAGGUUUUCCUCCCUCUGGGGGCUGGACACCACGUCUAAGAAGAAGCAGGGUCGCCCCAGCAUCAAUCAGGUGUUCGGGGAGGGCACGGACGCUGUCAAGAAAUCUUUAGAGGGGAUAUUCGAUGACACCGUUCCAGAUGGCAAGAGGGACAAAGACCUGGUCUUACCCAGCGUCCACCAGCACAAUCCUGACUGUGACAUUUGGGUCCACGAGUAUUUCACACCCUCCUGGUUCUGUCUGCCGAAUAACCAGCCAGUCCUGACGGUGGUCCGGCCGGGGGACACUGCCCGUGACACUCUGGAGAUGAUCUGCAAGAUGCAUCACCUGGACCAUUCUGCUCAUUACCUGCGUCUGAAAUUUCUGAUCGAGAACAAAAUGCAGCACUAUGUCCCCAAGCCCGAGGAGGACAUCUAUGAGCUGCUGUACAAAGAAAUUGAAAUUUGUCCAAAAGUCACUCAGAACAUCCAGAUUGAGAAGUCAGACGCUGCCGGUGAUAAUUAUGGGUUCUCGCUGUCUUCUGUGGAGGAGGACGGGGUGCGCAGACUGUACGUGAACAGCGUCAAGGAAACGGGUUUAGCGUCUAAGAAAGGCCUGAAGGCGGGCGAUGAGAUUCUCGAGAUCAAUAACCGGCCCGCCGGCAGCCUCAACUCGUCGGCGCUCAAAGACUGCCUCUCACAGCCAGCGCUGGGCCUCCUGGUGAGGACCUACCCCCCGCCCGAGGGGGCAGCGGCUCUUCUGGACAGCCCGCCCCACCGCGUGGACAGCACCACAGACCCGGGCGACAGUCCCCUGGCCCUGCUGGCCAGCAACCCAGGACACAGCGUGGGCAGUGAGCCGAGCAGCAGUGCCGAAACCCCCCCAGAGGAGAGCGAAGGGCCGGACCUGGAAUCCUCUGAUGAGACGGAUCACAGCAGCAAGAGCACGGAACAGGUGUCGGCCUUCUGCCGGAGCCUGCAUGAGAUGAGCUCCUCGGACACCAGCCCAUCCCCGCAGGACCCCAGCGGCCCGCAGCUGGCCACCAUGCGGCAGCUCACAGACGCCGACAAGCUGCGCAAGGUCAUCUGCGAGCUGCUGGAGACGGAGCGGACCUACGUGAAGGACUUGAACUGUCUCAUGGAGCGAUACCUGAAACCUCUUCAGAAGGAGACUUUUCUCACCCAAGAUGAGCUGGAUGUGCUCUUUGGAAAUCUCACCGAAAUGGUCGAGUUCCAAGUUGAAUUCCUGAAAACGCUCGAAGACGGCGUGAGGCUGGUCCCCGACUUGGAAAAGCUGGAGAAAGUCGACCAAUUCAAGAAAGUGCUGUUCUCCCUGGGAGGCUCAUUCCUCUACUAUGCCGACCGCUUCAAGCUCUAUAGUGCCUUCUGCGCCAGCCACACGAAGGUCCCCAAAGUUCUGGUGAAAGCCAAGACAGACCCAGCUUUCAAGGCCUUCCUGGACGCCCAGAACCCGAGGCAGCAGCACUCGGCCACGCUGGAGUCUUACCUCAUCAAGCCCAUCCAGAGAAUCCUCAAGUACCCGCUGCUGCUGAAGGAGCUGUUUGCUCUGACGGACGCUGAGAGCGAGGAGCACUAUCAUCUGGACGUGGCCAUCAAGACCAUGAACAAGGUCGCAAGUCAUAUCAAUGAAAUGCAGAAGAUUCACGAAGAGUUUGGAGCCGUGUUUGACCAGCUGAUUGCCGAGCAGACAGGGGAGAAAAAGGAGGUCGCGGAUCUGAGCAUGGGGGACCUGCUGCUACACACCACUGUGGUCUGGCCCAACCCCCCGGCCUCCCUGGGGAAGUGGAAAAAGGAGCCAGAGUUGGCGGCCUUCGUCUUCAAAACUGCUGUGGUCCUGGUGUACAAAGAUGGUUCCAAACAGAAGAAGAAACUCGUAGGAUCUCACCGACUCUCCAUCUAUGAGGACUGGGAUCCCUUCCGGUUCCGGCACAUGAUCCCUACCGAGGCUCUGCAGGUUCGAGCUUUGGCAAGUGCAGACGCAGAAGCCAACACCGUGUGUGAAAUUGUGCAUGUCAAAUCGGAGUCUGAAGGGAGGCCGGAGAGAGUCUUUCACCUGUGUUGCAGCUCUCCGGAGAGCCGAAAGGAAUUCCUGAAGGCCGUGCAUUCCAUCCUGCGUGAUAAGCACAGAAGACAGCUCCUCAAAACGGAAAGCCUUCCCUCGUCCCAGCAAUAUGUCCCCUUUGGAGGAAAGAGAUUGUGUGCGUUGAAAGGGGCCAGGCCGGCCAUGAGCAGGGCAGUGUCCGCCCCCAGCAAGUCCCUUGGGAGAAGGCGGCGGCGACUGGCCCGUAACAGGUUUACCAUUGACUCCGAUGCCAUCUCGGCCAGCAGCCCCGAGAAGGAGCCCCAGCAGCCCCCCGGCGGCGGCGGCAGCGGCAGCGGCGGGGACACUGACCGCUGGGUGGAGGAGCAGUUUGACCUCGCGCAGUACGAGGAGCAGGAGGACAUCAAGGAGACGGACAUCCUGAGCGACGACGAUGACUUCUGCGAGGCGGUGCGCGGCGAGGACCGGGAGCUGCAGGAGCGGCUGCAGGCAGCGUCCAUCGGCCAGCGGGAGCGCGGCCGCCGCACCCUGGACAGCCACGCGUCGCGCAUGACGCAGCUCAAGAAGCAGGCGGCGCUGUCGGGCCUCAACGGGGGCCCCGAGUCGCCGGGCGAGGAGGUCAUCUGGGUCCGGCGCGAGGACUUUGCCCCGUCCCGGAAACUCAACACGGAGAUCUGACAGUGUCCCCCGGGCCCCCCUAGCGCGUGCGCGUGUGGGCGUGUGGGCG